AAUUUUGCUCCUGGCGCGCUCGUUUGCAGCUCUAAGUUAGCAUUGGUGUAUGUAUGUGUCUCUUUGUUUUUGCAUGCAUGUGGUAUUUCAAGUUAUUUCUUUAUUCACACAGAGAGGCCGCAAAGGGCUGGGCCUUUUCUUCUCAGGCCCAGGCCUCAAUAGAGGCCAUAAUUGGUCAUUUCAGGCCUAUCCGGUUAGCUAGCGAGACUGCUGAAAGUAAAUGGUUUUUAUUUUCGCCAGUCGUCGAUAGAUGAUCUCAUUUCAAAUCGAUUAUAACAGUUGGUGUGUAGUAAGACCUCUGACAGAAGAGUGGUUAACAAUUUUUUGUCGGUGAGGUGUAUAUGCUAUACAUAUUAAGAUUAGCGCUCGUCCAUACACCAAGCUAACAAAAUGGCGGUCACCGCUGUAAUGAAAAUCGGUUGUAGAAAAGGAGUGUGUUUAGCCCUCCUCCCGCUAGCUCGCUACUCCAGUGUCAUUAGUGUAGACCACACGUAAUAUUUGUGGAUUAUUUAGCAUUUCUAUCUUAGACAGGUGUGUAGGUGCAGUUCUUCCCAAAUGUUUUUGGCUGUGACAGUCGGACUUGGCGUGUAAAAUGAGUGCUAACGCUAACGUUACUCCAGUGGUCAGUUGAAGACAUUGCCGUCAAAUCACCUCGUCGGAUUUUACACAGUUUAGCGUUGCAUGAAUGAGAUGCUAAGUUAGACCCCCCCGAGUGAGUUUUUAUGUGUUGGUGGCAUAUUUUCAGCACAUUGUACUAUAUUGUGCGCGAUAUUUCCACACAUCUUUUUCCACUUGGAGGUGGGGGAUGGUACGUUCAGAAGAAAUUAAAUGGUACCUUAGCUGGAUCGUCCACACAUCACUGUUUACAUCUCUGAACCCCAGCCCCCCUCCCCCCCCGUGUUUGUGACUGGGGAGGUUUUGUCACACAGUUUAUCUCCUUCAUCUCCAUAAUGAAGCUUUUCAGUAACAAAUGCAGUGCAAGGACAAUGGAUGAGGAUGUCGCCAGGCUUGCAAUACAUUCAGAAGAGCCUAAAAUAAUAUUACACGGAUCGGAUGAGGGUGGUGCCAGCGGGCAGGAGUUUGUUGUGGAGCUUCAAGAGACUGUGUUGGUGUCAGAAGGCGAGGGGGAAGGCAUGGCGGUUCACAGGUUUGCCCCAGAUGAGCUAGUCAUCCAAGAUGCUGUUGAGGAUGUGGUUUCUGAGUAUGUGCACUGCGAUGAAGAUGAAGAUGUCGCUGUAGAAACCUGCGUAAUGGCUCUGGAGGGCGAGGAGGAAGGUGUUGCCAUGGGAGACAUCCCUGAAGAUGGGCUGGACCCAGAGCAGCAGGAGGAUGACCAAGACGGUUGUGGAGAUUACCUAAUGAUAUCCUUGGAUGAAGCUGGUAAAAUGGUUUCUGAGGAUGGAACGGAGGUAACAGUGGAGGGGGGUGUGGAGGACCAAGAAGUGGAGAAGGAUGAGGAUGGGCAGGAGGUGAUCAAGGUCUACAUUUUCAAGGCUGAUUCUGGGGAGGAUGACAUGGGAGAGUCGGUUGACAACAGUGAUGGAGACACAGAGAGUGUGGCGUUAACAGAGUCUUCAGGCCAAACGCUCAGAGAGAAGAUGGUUUACAUGUCUGUCGGGGAUUCUCAUCACAAUCAAGGAAACCAUGGUGGGUCCAAGGUGACUGAUGAGGUAUAUAUGGAGGUGGUGGUAGGAGGUGAAGAGCCAGUAACUCACGACCGCUCGUAUGACAGCGUGUCUCUAAGCAAGGACUUCAUGCCUGUGGCCUGGGCAGCUGCUUAUGGUGCGGACGACAGCGAGAGUUGCGAAAACCGUAACGGUGCGGCCAGUGCACUGCUGCACAUUGAUGAGUCGGACGGAGUUGAUGAAAUCGGUAGACAACGCAGCAAGAGCAGGAGACGGUCAGAGCCUCGGCAGGUCCAGACAGCCAUCAUCAUUGGUCCGUAUGGUCAGCCUCUGACAGUUUACCCCUGCAUGCUUUGCGGUAAAAAGUUCAAGUCACGAGGCUUUUUGAAACGCCACACCAAGAAUCAUCACCAGGAUGUUCUGACCAGGAAAAAGUACCAAUGUACAGACUGCGACUUCACCACGAACAAGAAAGCCAGCCUCCACAACCACAUGGAGGUGCAUGCUCUAAGCAGCAAGGCUCCUUUUGAGUGUGAAAUGUGUGGCAAGGAGUUCCACCAGCAGGCGGCACUGUUCUCUCACAGACUGCAGCACCACCACCGAGAGCCCAAGAGCCAGCCGCCUCCACCGCCCACCAAGAUGCACAAAUGCAAGUUCUGUGACUAUGAAACUGCUGAGCAAGGACUGCUCAAUCGGCACUUGUUGGCUGUUCAUAGUAAGAGUUUCCCUCACAUCUGUGUGGAGUGUGGAAAAGGCUUUCGACACCCUUCGGAGUUGAAGAAACACAUGCGCACACACACAGGUGAGAAGCCUUACUCCUGCCUGUACUGUGACUACAAGUCGGCCGAUUCCUCAAAUCUCAAGACGCACAUCAAGACUAAGCAUAGCAAGGAGAUGCCAUACAAAUGUGAGCGCUGUUUCCAGACCUUUGCGGAGGAGGAGGAGUUAAUGCAGCAUGGACUAACACAUGAGGAGAACAAGACCCACCAUUGUGCCCACUGUGAUCACAAAAGUUCCAACUCCAGUGACCUGAAACGCCAUAUCAUAUCUGUUCACACCAAGGACUAUCCCCACAAAUGCGCUGUCUGUGGGAAAGGCUUCCACCGGCCAUCUGAACUAAAGAAGCACUCAGUAUCCCACCGCACCAAGAAACUUCAUCAGUGCAGGCACUGCAACUUUAAAAUUGCAGAUCCUUUUGUUCUCAGUCGCCAUAUCUUGUCUGUCCACACGAAGGAGCAGCAGGCCUCUCCUGAAAAGAGUGAGGCUAAGAGGACAGAGACGCACACUCCUGUUGUGCCACCUAAAAAGUCUGCACCCAGUGGCUCUAGCAGCUCUGGCCCACCUGCUAGAGUCAGUGCAGCCAGUUUAGCCAGUAGUGUGACUGUUGUUAUCGGUAAAGGACAAAAAGAAAGGAGAAUUUACCAGUGCCAGUACUGUGACUACAGCACCGGGGAUGCUUCGGGGUUCAAGCGGCACGUGAUUUCCAUUCACACAAAAGACUAUCCGCACCGCUGUGAGAUAUGUUCGAAAGGCUUCCGGCGCCCCUCGGAAAAGAACCAGCAUAUCAUGCGCCACCACAAGGACGUGGUGCAGGCAGAGUGACUCUGACCGAGCUAAAUACUGUGCCACAACAAAGAACAAUGUUGAAGCAGCCAUCACACUCGAAUCACUGCGCCCUCAGCACGACACCGUUCACAUUGAAAUAAUGUGGUGUGUGUUGCAUUUAGUCUGUUCUGUUGCUGUACUUCUUUUUAGAUCCUCAGCUUCAUGUUUGUUCAGAAAUGUAUACACAUGUACAUAACCUUAACGGUCUGUCAGAGUUAGCAACACAACCCCUCUGUAGACUUGCACUUUUAACUGCAUGUCCCUUGCUGGCGACAGUGUGCAUGGCAGAUUGUGCAGAUGUCUCUUUGUAGAUAAACGUUUUUGGUUUCGCAGGCAGCAAUCAGUUCUCUAUCACAAUUGUCAUUUUGUCUCAAAACUAAAGUGUAAUUUGUAAAACAUUUGCAUAAUUUUGUUAAAAUAUGCUAAACACAGCAGUAUGGAUUAGCAGCCUGUUCCCAGUAGCACUUGCCAUCUUGGUAAAGAUCAUGAUCAGAGCAGUAAUCAAGUCAUGUAUGAUAUUUCUGUGUGAGAGAGAAAACAUCUGUUAUGCUUCCUGGAGUUCUGACCCCGCCCUUUUAAGAUAAUGCAUUUUGUUGUGUCAACAAAAACAAACGAGGCCUGGCAAUAUACAGCACCCAGAGAAAAGAGACUGUCACUCUAUGGUUUGUCCACAGGUCUACAAUAAUUAAAAGAACACAAAAUACACAGUGAGAUAGUGAAUUUGUUAAGAUGGUGGAUAAAAUGUAUGCACUGCAAUGCGAUCCUUGCCCCGUCAUUUGGUUAUCACAUGGCCGUCUGAUAUUUCUGUUUCAAGUCGGUAUGUGUACUGUGACAUGUUCCGAACAAGUGCCCAGAGUAGUAGAGAUGAAGGCUGACAGUAUUGUUUAAUCCAUUAAUGCUACGUGAGGAGUGAAAUCCCAUUAAUUUGAAAAUUUAGAUUUAUGUGAAAAGACAGUGUAUGUUUUCAACAUUAUUACUGAUGACAAGCUGUUUCUUUAAUCUAAUGAGCAAGUUUGUUUUUCAUAUGAAUUGAUAUAUCUGUGAAAUCACAGAGGAAAAUCAUCAGUAUGAUAAUAUUAGGCUGGGUGGGUUUUUAAAAAAUGUUCAUAUUGUUGUCCCAUCAUGAUAUUUUGGCCUCAGUGGAAAUCAUGCAGUAUAUCUGGUGCUUCUGUUAUGAAACUAAGAACUGAGUGCUUUGUUUUCACCAAACAAACAAGUACUUUUGCCAGUAGAAAGGGAAAAUGUAUAUCUUUUUAGAUGCAACUUCAGAAGAUUGAUGCUGGUGGUGUAUUCGUACUAUGGCUUUUUACAUUGUUAUCACCUGUGAUUAUUUCUGUUUUUAUAUUUAUUUCACUUACAAGUUGUAUAGUUAAGUGUAGACUUCUAUGGGACGUAAAUUAUUGUUUUGUAUACAAAACUGUACAAAGCGUGUAGCUGUAAACACUUCAUAAAACAGAAAUCGGAACUGUGUUGUUAUGGAUGUACUUCAAUGUAUUUGUUAAAAAACUAAUAAAAGCAAAGUAUUUUAGCCUGUUGUCUUUUGGCAAAGAAUCAUUUGAUUCUUUUCUGAAUUUUUACAAACCAGUGAGAAAGGCCCAUCACA
Monopterus albus (swamp eel) is the source of this 4833-nucleotide messenger RNA. Its product is annotated as zinc finger X-chromosomal protein. Gene Ontology annotation, biological process: regulation of transcription by RNA polymerase II. Gene Ontology annotation, cellular component: nucleus. Lineage: Eukaryota; Metazoa; Chordata; Actinopteri; Synbranchiformes; Synbranchidae. The transcript has 8 exons. Bases 951 to 3227 code for a protein of 758 amino acids. Gene Ontology annotation, molecular function: DNA-binding transcription factor activity, RNA polymerase II-specific; RNA polymerase II transcription regulatory region sequence-specific DNA binding; metal ion binding. The record is from RefSeq and is a predicted model, not a curated record.